GAUAGUAUUAAUCAAUGCACUGUCACCUGGUCGAUAUCCUUCACAGUAGAAACAAAUCAUUUACGGAAUUUCCUAACAAAUGUGUGAUCGGAGAAUGGAAUUUCUUUGUUUCACAAAAUCGAACAUUAUUUACAUAAAGAAAAUCCCAAAAUUUUGGUUCAAACUAACGACAAAAAGCUGUUACCUAUAGAGUUGCCUCUUGUAUUUUAAUCCGUAAGUAACGUUUUUUUUUAAAAAAAUGAUCAGACCAAGAUAUGAGUAAACAUGUACACCACAACAUUUAAUCAUUGGUACAUUUUGUUUCAGUCAAAUUACUAUAACUAGGCUUCCGUUUAGAAAUUGGUGUGACAAAGAAAAGAAUGUCAAAUGGAAACCAAAGGGAGAUCCUCAAAAUUAAAUAGAAUAACAAAUCAUUCCAAAGAGCUAAACUCAUUUCAGAAUGUAAAAAUGUUUUAUAAUUUUAGCAUAGUCUUUGUGAGGAAGAAUUGAAUGGAUCAUUCAAUGAAUUCCAAAAAGAUAAGAUACUGGAUUAAAUCAGCCUAAAAAUCAAGUUUACCAACAAGAUAAAUCAGAAUUUACGUUGAAAUAACUCAGAGAUUUGAGACUUUGACAUACAAACAUAAAAUACUUAUAAACAAUAGAUGCUGUAUUUAGGAACAUACUAAAGUUUAUUACAGCAAAUCCAUUAAUGAGACAUGUUGACUAGGGGUUGGCAACCUUUGAACAAACUAAAUUUUUACAUAUUUUUUUUAUAUUAUCUAUCGUAAUAUUAAGUUAAUUAAUUUAAUGAAAUCGAAAUAGCAUCCGAUACAUGGCCCGUUUGAAGCCAUAACGUUAUUAUUAUUAUUAUUAUCAUUGUAAUGUCUGUUACUGUAAUAAGAUUAUGAACUUAUUUAUUAUGUUUAUCGCAUUAUGUUGUUAUCUGCUUUUUUAUGUAUUAUGUUUUCAGAAUGAAAGGAGUAUAGCAUAUGAUUGAAAUUAUUAUGGAGAAAAAUUGGUCUUUCAGAUAAAUGGAACUGAACUGAAUGGGAAUAAACCGAUGUUGUCAAAUAACAUACUCAUUUCGAAACGAUGUAACUGGGAUACGAUCUCAAGAUGAAUAUUCAGAUGUGUGCAUUCUACAUCAUUCUAAUUGGGACAGCUAUAGGUAAUUAUUGUAUACACAUGUUUCAGUUAAGCUUCUAGACAACUGAAUUUGAGAAAAUUGGCUUAAUAAAAUAUUCAAUUUUUUUUUUUUUAAUGAAAUAAAAAUGAGGAGCUAAAAGACGUCAACAAAUUUUUAAAUAGACACUUUAUUUAAUUAUCAUUUAACCCGUUUGUACCUAUAUUAGAAAAAAAUGAAAUCUCAAAGAAAGUAAAAUUAAAAUUAAGGAACAAAUGUUCACAACAAAAUGUAUAUAAUUCAAUUAUAUUUAAUUAUUAUUCACGUUUUAAAUUAAAUUAAGCAAAUUACUACACUUUUAAUCUAAGUAUCUGCAUCCAUGAAAUUAUCUUAGAUGAAAUUCUAUUUUAUGGCAGACAACAUUGAGUUUAAAACACAAUCUGAAGUUCAAAUUUUUAAAAAAUUAUUUUUUAUUUUUAUUUUAUAUUAAAUAUUUUUUUAAGAGUUACUAGGGCAGGGUUUUAUAAUUAUUGUCCAUACUAUCAAAGCUUUUUGUACUCAUACAAAUAUUAACUUCAAUCUCUAUUCGUUUGUUUCUUUUAAUACAUUUCCCAGUGGCACAAGACAUUCGUUCUUUUAGACCACUCCCAGAUGAUUGUUCUACCCAAUGCAAAUGUAUUUUUAACUAUGAGGUCAGUUUAACGGAAAGCUUGCCAGAGACAUCGUCUCUCAUCUUUGAGCUGAAGGAAUCAUCAAGCGAAACUUUUAAAAAAGUGAGUUAGUUUAUUCAUUUACAUUAUAAAGUCUUCGAUUGUAUUUAUAUAUAUAAAUAUAUAUAAUACCGUGGAUCAUGAUUUUGUGUUUUUUUUAAAAUUAUUUGACAAAUAUAUAUAUUAUAUAUAUAUAUAUAUAUAUCAGUACUGAUAUGUUAAUUGAUAACGUAUUUAACUAUAUUAUAUUUAUAUUAAUAUUACGUUUCCAUUUAAAACAAAAUCAAAUAAUGAUAAAUCUUUCAAUUAAGAAAAUAUUUAAGCAUAAUAAAUACUUAAUACAUCUGUUUGUUUCCAGCUGUACACAUUAAAUCUCAACAGCGGUUGUACCGGAUUUGUUGCACUUGCAGAGGUUUACUGUACAGAAAUCGAUAGGAACGUAUUCAUCAUUUCAAUUAAUACGAAACAAAUUUCAAGUUUUCGUCAAGCAAAAUGCAGAGCCUACCUAAAACAUGCCAACAGAAACACAAACUACACAAAUAUCCUCAACUUUCCCCAAUUUUAUGGUAAAAUAAUAAUUUAUUAUAAUUAUUAAAUUCUUGAACCAUUGUAAGGCAAGACUUUAUUUUUUCUUAUUUGAAAUAACCUUUAACAAAUCAAUCAUGAUAGUUUCUCCAUUAAAUAGUUCCUUAUUUAAUGUCAACAUUGCGCUCUUGGUGCUAGGCAUUUGAUAGAUGAAGUAAAAGUAUAAAAUGUUUAAGUGUAUUAACUUUAAAUAAAUACAAAUAUUUAUAUACAUAUACUUUUUUUAUAUCAAUAAUGUUAAUGUAUAAUUGUUUCUUUAAAAAUAUAUCAGAUUUUAUUUUACAUCUUAAUAAAUUCAAAUAAGGCUUUUAAUUUGUUUCGAUUAAAUUUCAAGUAUAAUUAUUGCUUUUUCGUGCAGAUCCACUAGAAGCAACUGGAAGACUAUACAUAAAUGGGCAUAACAUGUCCACUGAUUCAUGUAAUACGUCCAUUGCUAGCAAGGAUUUAACACUAGAAUUUGACUGUGACAGUGCUGCUAAACCUUGUGUCAUGGAGAUGCAGGUUAAUGGUGAAACUGUGGUGAAACAAAGAGAGAAUCAUGGCGUAUUCAAAGGAUCUUACAAUCAAGGAGAUGAUCUUACUGUGACAGUCAAGUAUUCAGCGUGUAGACUGCAUGCACGUUUCAACACUAUCACCUGUACAGUUGCUACAGGUAAGUGGAUAUAAAAAGACUAAUUUCAAAAACAACAUUUAUUCAAAUGAAUAAGUGGCUUGAGACGAUAAACAAUGCCAGGUAUAUAUUAAAACUAAUGCAUCUCGUCUGAAUAUAUCCUUACAGUGACCCCACUUACUUAGUUGUCACAAAAUAAACGUUUAUUUGUUAAGAAGAAUCAAAGUAAAGGCAAUGAAUUUAGAGAGGGGUUUUUAACUCCAUUCAAUAGUCCUAUAGUCAAUUUCAGUUUGUCGGUCUUAUCUUCCAUAGAAAAAAAAAAAAUAUAUAUAUAUAUAUAUAUCAUCACAGUGUCCUCAAUUACUGCAUUCUUUUUUGUAUUUUAGAUUGUUUUUUUAAGUAUACAUUUUCUUACUGAAAGAAAUCAAUAUUUUUGCUAAAAGCGUUUGGGGUGCUAAUUUAAAUGUAUUUUUACAUUUUUUUGGGCGUAUAGUGUAACAGAAAGUCUUAUAAAAUCUAAUGUCAAAUGCUCAUAGGAGAUGGGGGCAGGAUAAAAAAUAAAUACAAUACAAUACAUUAACAAACAAUGCAACCUCUAAACGAGUAUUCCAUGUAUAUAAAUGCACAUAAACACGAGUUCUUAAUCUUAUGUAUCCUUAUUCAAAAUAUCCUCCAUAUUUUAUUUUAUAUACUGCCAAUUUUCUGUCCUAUGUCAGAAUUUAUUCCUAUCGAUGAAGACAACAAGUUCAUCUUGUUUCUAGCUAUUGGGAGCAGUUCGACACUUUUAAUAAUUAUUGUGGUGAUAAUUGUGAUAUGUCUCGUCCGUAGAAGAAGAAGAAAACAGGUGGGUACAGUAUGUAUUAGUACAAAUUUGUCCGUGAAUUUGUUGUAAAUUUAUUGCUGUUCAUUCGCUUAUGUAUAUUUACAACGACCAUUGAUCGCACACAUUGAGAAUUAACGAGAUAUUUUAGAAACAACAAAUGUCGAUUUCUUUUCCAUAGAAUUUGAUUUUUCUAAAAAAGCUACUGCAAAGGCUUUUAAGGCAUUGUCUCGCUAACAAAUAUUUAUUCGAAGUGUAACAUAAAAAUAGUAAAACGAUGCAUUUUACGUAAAUUGGUAACAAAUAAAGAUAUAUGAUAUGAACACAGCACAGAUUAAACAUUUUUUUUUUCAAAUCUUUUUUUCAGGAAAGGAACAAAAGCAUCUCCCGUCCACUUAUACAAACGGAGCAGGUAAAAUAUAAAUUUUUAAAAAAAUUAUUUGGUUUAACUUCUUAUAUUCUUCUCGAUACGUUUAAAUACAACAAUAAGUGAUACAAUUAUUUUUAAAAAGUAUUUUGUCAGCAGGGAAUUUUUUUUAAAAUUUGCACAAUUUAUUAAAAUAAUAUUUUUUUUUUUUUUUUUUACAUUUUGAUUAACCAUUAUACACUUUAUUAAACACAACAUGCAUUAUUAUACAAACACUUACAUGGUGGUAUUGAAAAGCAAAAUAUAAAAUGCACUAGUUUAAAUUAAUACAUUAAUAAAUAUAAAUUAAGGUACAUGCUAAAGCUAAUGAUAUAAAAUAAGUUGAAAUGUAUAGUACCUUGGCUAUAUUAUUGAGAUUCAAUUAUUUUAUUUCAAUUAUCGUUAAAUUUAUUAGGAUUUACACACGUUGGUAUAUCAUUUAAAGAACACUUAUUGUAUGCGAAAUAAAUCAAACUAUUUGAUAGGCUGACUUUAAAAAGCAAUGUAAAUAUUUUUAGUGAGUAGUAGAUACAAUCUUUGUUCAAAUGAAAUGUUAUAGCGAAUGAAUGUUUCUUAGAUACGCAUGUUUGAGGAAAAAAUCGACUAAAAAAACAAAACAAAUUGUAACUUAUUUAUUUUACAAUUUAUAUAACGCAUACAGUUAGAGCAGCUGUAAUUUUUUUUAAGCCAAGAAGAGGCAACAUUGUUUAUUAAAAACUUUUAAUUAUCAGAAUUUACAUUUGAUCAUUUAAGUGUUAUUUUUAUUACUCCUUCAGAACCAUGAUGUUGUGAUUAAGUUGGAUCAAACCCUGAGAUCUACUCUUGGAAAGACAAGCGUUAAAAGAAAAGCUAUUGUUGACCUAGACGACACAGAUGUCUGGACACCUCUAAUGUUAGCAGCUAAUAAAGGCCACACAUCAACAGUAUCCAAGCUAAUAACAAACGGAGCGGAGGUCAAUGCCAGAGGUCCCGAGGACUUAACCGCACUAAUGUUGGCAUCAGAAAAUGGUUCCCUGGCCAUUGUUAAAAAACUUCUUAAAACCGGGGCUAAUGUUAACGAUAAAGACUAUGAAGGUUGGACUGCUUUAAUGUUGGCAUCGCAAAACGGUCACGUUGACGUUGUAAAAUACUUAAUUAAAAUGAAAGCAAACGUAGAUGAAAAAAAUAAUGAUGAUUUAACUGCAAUGAUAAUUGCUUCCCAAAACGACCAAACUCACAUUUCUGAAUUUCUUAAUAAAAUAGGUGGGAAUCACGAGAAAAAGAAAUACAAAAAGUCUCUGACGAGAAAGUCUACAAUUUAUCAAAGUAGAUCUACCUGUGUAAUGGACAAUACGAUAAAUACAAACAAAGAAAACACCUUAGAUAAGGACGCAUUUUUAAAGGAGUUCUGUAAGUCACUUAAAAAUCGUGAUGACGAUAAGGAUGAUAUAGUUAACAAAGACGAUGUAGCUUCUAACGUAUAUGAAACAAUUAAUAAGCCAGAGGUUAUGGAAACUGCAUCAGAAGCACAUGACAAAGGCAAGAAAAAUAAUAUAACUAAGGACAUUAUAAAUGCAAUAGAAAUAGGAUCUAUAGAAAAUGUUGAACGAAUUUUGAAAGAAGGUUUUGAUGUUAAUAAACAAUUUGGAAACGGUUCUAAUUCUUUGAUAUUUGCCGCAAUAAAAGGACGCAUUGAAAUAGUUGAUUUGUUAAUCCAAAACAAAGCAGGUGUGAGUCAUACGGACAAAAAUGGUUUUACAGCACUACUACAUGCAUCAGAACAUGGUCAAACAGAUGUUGUCAAACUGCUCCUUGAAAAAGGUGCUAAUGUCGAUAAGAAAGAAAAUAAAAGCUGGACUGCCCUAAUGUUAGCCUGUCAAAAUGGACAUACGGACACUGCUAGACUGCUGAUUGAAAACGGAGCUAAUGUUAACGACAAGGAGCGACAAGGCUGGACUGCUUUAAUGCUUGCAUGUCUCAAUGGACACAUAGAAAUUGUACAAUUGUUAAUUGGACAUGGGGCUGAUUUGGAGCAGAGGGAAGUUGACGGUUGGACUGCAUUGAUGCAGUCGUCUCUUAAUGGACACGUAGAAACAAUUUCUCUUCUUCUCGAACACGGGGCAAAAAUUACAAAGAACGAAACAAACGGAUUAACUCCACUAAUGCUUGCAUCUCAAAACGGUCACGCCAAAGUUGUGCAGCUGCUCCUUGACAACGGAGCUGACGCUAACGAGACAGAGUGCAGUGGCUUCACUGCCUUGAUGCUGGCAUCACAGAAUGGGCAUUUGGAAACAGCAAAACUGCUGAUUGAUAAGGGGACAAAUAUUCAUCUUAAAAAUAGCGAUGACUGGACAGCUUUAAUGUUGGCGUCCGACAAUGGUCAUGAUGACGUUGUUGACUUGCUUAGCCAUUCAAUACAUGUUUAAAUGAAAGAGAAUGUAUGCAAACUAAGACAAAAAUAUUGAAGGAAGAUGUGAAAAAAAUUUUCGUGAAUUUAAUUUCGAGAGUGUUUUGAUAAAAAAAAUAUAAGUACUGUGUUUUUAUUAUCAAUGAAGUAAAGAAGCUCUCCUUGAUAAUUACUAAUACUAAAUAUUUACCAAUUAUGAUUGAAUGAAGUAUCAUUAUAAAUAAUAAUGUCCACAAUUUUUUUUUUACUCUCUUAGUGUAUUUUUCAAUGUCCAGUUAUUUUAAACAAUAAUAAAACUUUUUUUACAAAC
This is a messenger RNA of Lymnaea stagnalis (great pond snail), 6929 nucleotides long. NCBI's taxonomy places the organism in Eukaryota, Metazoa, Mollusca, Gastropoda, Lymnaeidae. The record is from the annotation of a GenBank genome assembly.